Rotaria sp. Silwood2 is the source of this 1119-nucleotide messenger RNA. The record is from the annotation of a GenBank genome assembly. NCBI's taxonomy places the organism in Eukaryota, Metazoa, Rotifera, Eurotatoria, Philodinida, Philodinidae.
AUGUCUGGUAAUCCUCCGUCCAUCGUUCUUCUUCCAUCAUCUUUAUCAACAAGUCAAAAUCCUUCUAUUCAAACUGUAACUGCUCAUCCGAUUGUUCGACCUCCUAUCAUUCUUCAUCAACAAGCAUUACAACCGUCAUCAUCAUCAUCAAUACCAUUUAAAAAUGUUAUUGUGAAACCAUAUCGAGAUAGUAUUCAACAAGCCCUAACAACAACAACAAAUGUUGAUGUUAAGCCAAUCAUUUUACAACAGAGUGAUAAUGUUGAACCACAUCAGCCAAAUAAGCGAAUUGCUCUUGAUUCAUCUGAUUUUAAUAGUUCUAAUAUAACAUUUUCAGCUGUACCAAAGUCUGAAGUAAUGACUGUUUUACAACAAGCUCAACCACUAAAUACACUAUCACUUGCAACAAUGGUUCCACAAUCAUCAUCAACUUCUGCAUCUUUUUCAACCUUACGUUUAGUAACACCAUCGACAUUUAUUAAUUCCAGUGAGAUGUCUACAAUACAAACAUCAGGUCAGCAAAUUUUACUUCAACAACGUGGAAAUCUUGUUAUUACCCAACCACUUGUCACGUUGCAAGUUCAACAAGAUCCAAGUUCUGCUCAAAAAGAAAAUAAUAGUAAUCCUAACCUUUUCCCAAUAGAACAAUCAACUAAUAAUAAUACGAGAACAACGAAUGCUGAUUAUUUACCAAUUCAAUAUCAGCGAAAACCAUGUAAUUGUACAAAAUCAAUGUGUCUUAAAUUAUAUUGUGAUUGCUUUGCCAAUGGUCUUAAUUGUCAAAAUUGUGCUUGUCUAAAUUGUCAUAAUGACAUACGACAUGAAGAAGAACGAGCAAAAGCAAUAACUGCUACACUUGAACGUAAUCCUAAUGCAUUCAAAUCAAAGAUGUACAAAUUUGCUAAUACAACUAUUCCGCAACCAGAUCGACCUCUCAAAGGUUGCAAUGUACCUGGUGCAGAAAGUCUUGGUGGAGUAGCGUCGAGUGGUUCUGCACAAAAGAUUCGAAAACAAGUUGGCGUAUUAAAAGAAGAAAAUAAUAUGUUAAAACUUAAAGUUGAUGUUUUAUUAAAUCUUGUUGCUGAAUCUGUUGCUGAAUUAUCAUCAUCUCAAAAAUAG